UCUUCCCUGUACAUGAGAUACCUGCUUGUUUCGAAGGCUCUCCAGAGACAAGAACAGAGGCAGAGGAAUAGCAGCAAGAAAUAAAAGUGGAAAGACAGGCAAGAAGUCUGUUGAGAGAGGGGGAAAGGAGGAGGAGAUAAGAAAGAGAUGGGCAGGUGGACCAGAGACUAGAGAGAGGCAGCUGUUGGAGGAAAAACACAGGGGGAAGUCUGAGGUGGAGCAUUGCUGCCUCAGUUUGCAGUUAUUCGGGGACAGGUUGAACAGGUUUUUCCCUACACAAUACCUGUUUCUCCCUCUCUCCUCACCAUUUAUAAAAAUAUACACCACCGGUUGGAAAGAGGAGGAAGUGAAACGGAAAACAGGACUGGGGGGAAAAGGUGGAAAGAGUGAGAGUGUUCAUCUCAACAUUUGGCCCAGAGAGGAGUUUAAGGAUGACUGAGGACGGAGAGUAUUUUGGAAAGCAUGGUGAGCCACGGAAAUAUGAUCCUACCUUCAAGGGCCCAAUUCAAAACAGGGGCUGCACAGACAUUGUGUGCUGCAUCCUCUUCAUUAUCGCCAUAUUGGGUUACAUUGCAGUGGGAAUACUUGCUUGGUCCCAGGGCGACCCCAGGAAGGUGAUCUACCCCACAGACAGCAGAGGCCAGUUCUGUGGGCAGGCUGGCACCCCACUGGAGAAAAAGCCCCUGUUGUUCUACUUCAACAUCAUGAAGUGUGCCAGUCCCAUGGUGCUGCUGGAGUUCCAGUGUCCCACCACACAGAUGUGUGUGGAGAAGUGUCCUGAUAAGUUCAUGACACUGCUGAAGGCCCAUGCCAUUAGCAAGGAAUUUGACUACUACAAGAACUUCUGCAAGGAAGGUGUGAUGAACACAAUGAGUGUGCCAGAGAUCCUGAGGCAAGGUCUGUGUCCUGCCAUGCUGACCCCCAGCAAGCCCUUCACUCGUAGGUGCUUCCCAGCCCUGGGUCAGAAAGGAGGGGCAAUUACUGUGGGAAACAACUCUCACUUUGAUGAUGGAACUGGGAGGAUGAGAGACGCCAAGGAUCUAGUGGAUGGAGUCAAGAAUGCCACUGUGGUGAUGGAAGCCCGUCAGGUCGUGAUGAAAAUCUUUGAGGAUUACACACAGUCCUGGUACUGGAUCCUCAUAGGGUUGGUUAUUGCUAUGCUCACCAGCCUGCUCUUCAUUGUCCUGCUGCGCUUCCUGGCAGGGAUUAUGGUCUGGGUCAUGAUCGUCAUGGUGAUACUGGUCAUAGGAUACGGUAUCUUCCACUGCUACAUGGAGUAUGCUGCCCUGAAGGGGCAGGCGGGUGCUAAUGUGACACUGCAGGAUCUGGGCUUCCAGACAGACUUCUCAGUGUACCUGCAGAUCAGACAGACCUGGCUUGCCUUCAUGAUUAUCCUGGCCAUCGUGGAAGUCAUAAUCAUCCUGCUGCUCAUCUUCCUCAGGAAGAGGAUCCUCAUUGCCAUUGCUCUUAUCAAAGAGGCCAGCAGAGCCAUUGGGCAUGUGAUGUCUUCCCUUUUCUACCCUUUGUUCACUUUUGUCCUGUUGGCCAUGGUCAUCGCCUACUGGGCAGUUACUGCUGUUUUCUUGUCCACCUCUAAUGAGCCCAUCUACAAAGUGUUCAAUGAAACAGACUGUGUGCACUCGAGGAAAACAUGUGACCCAGCUAACUUCACAACCUCUCACAUGAAAGCGGAGUGCCCGGACUCAGAGUGCCUGUUUGCCUUCUACGGUGGAGAAACUGUUUACCACAAGUACCUGAUCGGUCUGCAGUUCUACAACGUCUUCCUCUUCUUCUGGUGUGCCAAUUUUGUCACGGCUCUGGGACAGAUGACCCUGGCAGGGGCUUUUGCCUCCUACUACUGGGCCUUUGUCAAGCCUGAUGACAUGCCAGCCUUCCCAAUCUUCUCUGCCUUGGGGAGAUCUCUCAGGUAUCACACAGGAACUCUGGCGUUUGGCUCCCUCAUCCUGUCCAUCAUUCAGAUCAUCAGGGUGCUGCUGGAAUAUCUGGACCACAAGCUUAAAGGAGCCCAAAAUAAGUUUGCCAAGUUCCUGCUUUGCUGCCUAAAGUGCUGCUUCUGGUGUCUGGAGAAAUUCAUCAAGUUCCUCAACAGAAAUGCCUACAUUAUGGUGGCAAUAUAUGGUAAAAACUUCUGCACUUCAGCCAGAGAUGCCUUCUUCCUCCUAAUGAGGAACAUGAUCAGGGUAGCUGUCCUGGACAAGGUGACAGAUUUCCUCUUGUUCCUGGGCAAACUGCUCAUUGUGGGGCUUGUGGGAGUCUUUGCUUUCUUUUUCUUCUCUGGGAGAGUGAAAGCCUUUGAGAGUACAGCUCCCAGUCUCCACUACUACUGGGUCCCCAUCCUGACUGUGGUGGUUGGCUCCUAUCUCAUCGCCCAUGGUUUCUUCAGUGUUUAUGCCAUGUGUGUGGACACACUCUUCCUCUGCUUCUGCGAGGACCUGGAGCGCAAUGACGGGUCGGCUGCGAGGCCUUAUUACAUGUCUUCGACGCUCCAUGAGAUUUUGUGGGAGAACAAAGCUGAGGAUCCAUCUCCAUCUUCUGAUCCACUUCAUCAGCCAGAAGAUGAAGACGUCCAGCUGAAGCAACAGCAGACUCAGAUGCAGGAGAAGGAGGAAGCAACUUAGUUGGGGGGAAUAGUGUGGGCAAAGACACCAUUGGCACACUGUAUUUCCAGCACAUUUGUCACCAAGUUAUGGGCAUAAUGCACUACAAAUGUGCCACUUUGUCAAGUGCACGUUAACACUGAUGACUCUUGUCUGGAGACAAAGGAAAUAAUGGCAGCAUUAAUCUGAUACUUGAUUGAUCCCUACAAGGAAAGUCUCUUUUUGCUUUUCCCUCUCCACAUAGGGACUAGCUAUAGAACAGCAACCCUUAGUGUGGUUGGGCUUCAGUGUUGUUGCCCAAAGGCACUUAAACAGAGGACUCAAAUUUGGUAUCAUGGUACUUACCUUUGUAUGGUGACAGUAUUAUCCUAUCCUAUUAAGCCUAGGCCUAUUAAUGUCCAGUGCAAUCACAACAUUGUCACCCUUGUCUUUCAUUACAAGGAAAUGUAGAAAAAAGUUGUUAAAGUAGCUUGACAGAAUGUAAAGCAUGUCUCCAGUAAUGAGGGCUUUCAAAUGUGUACAGAAAUAUGUGGAUAUUAUGUAGUAUUAAUGCCAUCAAAUCUCAAAGGUGGCCUAUUACAAGGGGUAUAGUUUACAAAGUUGACCGUGUUGACAACUUCGUGUCCUCGCCUGUGGUGAUUUUGUGCUUCUGAUGUCUGUAGUUGGUUGAUGGUAGUGCUGGACACGUUCCCAAACUGUUGAAUUGCCACUUUACAGUUAAUAUUCUGGAAAUGUCAUGAAGUGGUUAUUGGCCUUUACUAGGGUACACUGACAUUUUUAGACUUUGCCUUUCAACAUGGAGUUUCUAUCACUGCCACUGGCCAAUAGAAACUCGAAGCCAAGUAUGUGCCUAAUUUACAGUGUUAGUCUUGGUCUAAUGUUCGCACCUUGAACUUAAAAUUCUUGAAGUUAUUGAAUUGUUUACAGUGGAUGCACUCAAAACCAGGUGUUCACUAUACUGUAUUAUCAAUGCACUGUUAUUAUCUAUUCACUGGUCUUACUAAGCCAUAAGUGAUUUUAUAUGAAUACUUGUGGUUCUCUCUAGGCUAGUAGCCUGGUACUAUCAUACGCUGACCCUUUGACCGUAGAGCAAAGCAUUUGCAUUCAGUGCCUCUUUGCCAUAAAACAUGUGCCUGGUGGUGCAGAUGGUUUCUGAAACAGUAUUGUCGGCAGUGAGUCUCCACUGCAUGAAGCUAAUGGGUUUGAACUGCCUAAAUGGUAGCUCUUAGUUUUGAUUUUUGUUUUUUUUUGUGUGUGUGUGUGUGUGUGCAUGUUUGUAGUCGUAGUCUAAGAUACUGAUUAAAGCUACAAGUGUCUGUUA
Molecule: messenger RNA, 3939 nt
Organism: Myripristis murdjan (pinecone soldierfish)
Lineage: Eukaryota; Metazoa; Chordata; Actinopteri; Holocentriformes; Holocentridae
Product: choline transporter-like protein 2
Exons: 22
Coding region: 432-2639 (735 amino acids)
Biological process (GO): transmembrane transport
Cellular component (GO): membrane
Molecular function (GO): transmembrane transporter activity
Source: RefSeq, a predicted model, not a curated record